Puccinia graminis f. sp. tritici CRL 75-36-700-3 is the source of this 1114-nucleotide messenger RNA. RefSeq lists its product as uncharacterized. The transcript has 2 exons. Bases 53 to 1021 code for a protein of 322 amino acids. NCBI's taxonomy places the organism in Eukaryota, Fungi, Basidiomycota, Pucciniomycetes, Pucciniales, Pucciniaceae. The record is from RefSeq and is a predicted model, not a curated record.
CCAACCUCUGCCUUCUUUAAUUGUCACCACGCUCCUUGGACGGCUUGCAACGAUGAGGCUGGCUUGUUACCCCUCGCUUAUUCUGUUCUUAUCAUUCACACUCAUUCAGGGAUCGAUUUCCUCCUUGUUAACAGAAGGAUUCAAACCAUCCAGUUCGGUAGAAAAAGCGGUCGGACGGGGGCCAGUCAGAAAUCACGGCGAGAGCACGUCGAGUGGGACUGGGGCUCUGGAAUCGGCAGCUGAAGCUCCAGCUGCUACAUUGUCUCUCUCCGAAAUACUCGCCACCAAUGAAGGCGCUCAAGCGCCUAUAAGACCUCAGAAGAACAAUUUGGCAGCCGCUCUUUUACACCAAAAAGCAAAUUUAAUCUUGGAUGAUUUGAUCAAAAAGCAGGAAAAAGUAUCAUUUUUGUCACAGAUUUCUCGCAGGAUUAUCGACCAGGCCGGAAAAGGCGCUGGCAAGCCGAAAUACAUCGAAACGAAGACAAGGAAGCCCACAAAAUCCAUUCAAGCCAAGACAAGUGGUCACCACAAAAACACCGAGUUGAACGUAGAGAGGGUCGAGCCCUUGUUGCAAGACAUGAUGGCCGAGAUCUUCGUACUCACAGCCUCCUACUGGCUCAAAUGCACCAGUUCCCAACAGGACGAGGUCGUGCGCAAGUUGCAAAAGGCUCCAUUCCCAGCGGAAUUCCUUGAUACCAUCCAGAAGCUGGAGCAGCUUCAUAUCGAGCCUGUCAUCGAAAGCAGAACUCGGCUCAGGUGGAUCGACAUCGAGAGCAAAACCAGAGCGUUCCGGCGGGAAUUCAGAGAAGCUUUCUUGAAGCGCUACCCGCACAAGGUCAAGCUCGCAACCGCAGAAUACAUCCCUUUGGAUUCGAUCGCUAUGUCUGCCCACAUGGCUAGAAUUCCCAAACGAUUCGAAGCUGCGCAACAGUGGCUGAUCCAAGACUCAUCUGAAAAUUUGCCAGAGAUAAUCGAAGUGGCAGAAUUGGAAUGGCUUGAAAAACGCCUCAAACAGUUCUGAUUCACUCAAUUACGGUUCUCAUCUCCCCCAAGCUCCCUCACAAUUCACUUUCAGCUUACCAAUCUUAGAAAACUCAAAAUGACUGGUUGAUGU